AUGCCUCCCAGUAGUCCCCACAAUCCCAUGGCAUCUCCCCAUGUUCAAGUCACUGGUCUCCCUCAUCCUGACGACUCGGCAUUAUGGCCUGUAGUGUCGGCACCCGCACCUCUGGCGAGGGGACGACAUGCGAGGGAUGCUUUGGCCAAAGUGGUACCACACACAGUGACCUCGACGUCGCAUUUCCAAUCCUCGUUGCAAGACUAUCUUAGCAGCCCUCCAGAGGACCCCGAGCACACAGAGGCGCACUUUUCCUUCUGGAUAGGCACCACCUUCACGGUGCCGCCGCCCGCCUCGACCACCUCAACCACGUCAGAAUCGCAGGCGCAGGCACAGACUCAGCAAGCGUCCGAGUCCACCCCGCAUCAACAUGCGCAUGCGCCGCCCGGCUACCAACCUGCCCACUAUGGCGGUUCCGUCCAAUAUCAGCAUCUGGCAGACGCUGCUGGCGCCCUCGCACCUGCCUUCUCAGAGUCGAUCGAGCCGAACAAUGGAGCAGGCCCAGGCUCCAAGGACGAGCACAAGGUCAGCUCGACCGUGUACGAUGCGCUGCAGCCAACGUCAGACCCCAAGGAGAAGAUGCGUAAGCAGAGAGCCAUUGCAAAGUGCUGCGUCGACAUGAUACAGCGCAUUGACGGCUACCGCUACAGCUUCCACAACUGCUGGAAUAGCAGAGAAGAUGACAGCUUCCGCUUCUCCUACUACUGCAACGACUCGCUGCUCAACAAGGACCGCGCCGCCAACGGCAAGGGCGCAAAGCUGGGAAAACGCGCCACUAAGCCCGUCUACGACUGCAAGGGCGUUCUGUCCAUCAAGUUCUCAGCUGCCAAACAGACGCUCGACGUCAUCUACAAGCAUGUGCCCAUACACAAGACGUACGAAGAGCGCGCCCCGCCGCCACGCAAAGACUCGAAGCGCCGAAAGUAUCUUGAGGAGAAUGACCCCGAGGCUCUCGUCAGGCUCGCGAGCCGAUCGCGUCAGCUCAGCAGUGAGGACCCAGACACACCCAGGCCGAAGCGGAAGAAGUCGCAGCCCCCUUCGCUCCCGCUGCCAGUACCGGAACCCCCGAGACAGUCCAAUACCUCACUUGAAAGCGAUCUGAGAGCGCAGAGCCUUCGGUCCCUGCUGGAGCUGAUACAAGUAGAUACACCUGCCCAAACAGCGUCAGCUCCCCUAGAGCCUCCACCUCCACCUCCGCCUCCGCCCCCUCCUCAAAGACCCGCUUCCGCGCCUCGGCCAACACUGCAUGUUGAAACCGAACUAUCGCCAAACCAGCAGAGAAGACGACCCAGAACCAGCUGUGAUGCCUGCAAGACGAAGAAGACAAAGUGUGAUGGUACGAGACCAAUAUGCCAGAAAUGUCUCGAGAAGAAUCGAUCAUGCGUCUAUCCUGAUCCCUCCAACGGCGAUGAUCAGCACCAACGUACCGAAUUCUCCGACUCGAUACGCCAGGCUGAUCAAGCCGGGAACGAUGAGGUUUCUGAGCUUGAGCAGCUAAAGAGAGAGUUGGAGGAAGCCAGAGCCAAGAUACGGGAGUUUGAAACUGGAGAGCGAGCUUCGACCACUCCAGUGCAGACGCCGCAGCAAGCAUACAUGCAACGCCAACCGCAGCGCGUGCAUAUCAAUACCCAAUCUUUACAGCAGGCUCAGGUCCAACAGCAAGCUCGACAUCAUUCGCAGGCUCAUGGCCCUCAGCAGCAGCAACAGGAGCAACAACAGUGCCAACCGUCAAUACCAAAUCACCGUCAACAACUUCAGCAGCUUAAUCAGGGCCCAUCACGCAGUCUCAGUAGCCCACAGCAGCAGCUGGCAUACAAGCUGGGUAGUCAAUCACCUAAGCAGCGUCUACAGAACAACAUACCACAGCCGCAGCAGCAACAGCAACAGCAACAGCAACAGCACCAGCACCAGCAGAUUGGAUCUCCACAGCCCUCCUUGAGCACGCAGCAGCAGCUCCAAGCCGCCGCAGCUCAACAAAUGCAAAGUACGCAGCUACAGAAGCAACAAAACUAUUUCACAACAAACCACGCCAACCACUCUCCAUACCGCACAAUGAGCCGAUCCAUGCCACAAAACAAUCAUUCCGUCAACACCAUGACAGGUCAAAACACGCUUAUGACGCAAAGCCCCAUAUCCACACAGAACGCACAAGUCCCUCAAACGCAACAGGCUCAAUCUACUUCUCAGAUACAUCAGGCAAGUAGUGGCAUGUCGCCUACGGCUCCUUCAAUGGAUGCUUCGGAUCCGUAUGCCCGGGCUGACUUUGCUUGGCCGACUGUGGCAUACUAUGGGUACCAGACGACACCGCAACCACAGCAGCAGCAGCAGCAACAACAACAACAACAACAACAACAGCAACAGCAAGAUCAAUGGGCUACAGCACGUGGGUCAAGCGUAUUUAGGUGAUGCCUUGGCUACAACGUACCUUGAUGGAUAAGCAAUGAGUGGCCAGUGUCUCAAUUGCCGUUCUUGUAUCAUGUUCUAUCUACACAUAUCCAUCUACCUUGUUUUUACCUCUGGAAGCUGAAAGGCGCUGGCGUUUUUGUUUCCCUCUUCUCUUCUAACAGCAAGGUAAAUCAUAUACACUAGAUACCCCAGGAUACAUUACUUGAUAUAUGCAAUUGGUAA
This is a messenger RNA of Pyrenophora tritici-repentis Pt-1C-BFP, 2628 nucleotides long. The record is from RefSeq and is a predicted model, not a curated record. NCBI's taxonomy places the organism in Eukaryota, Fungi, Ascomycota, Dothideomycetes, Pleosporales, Pleosporaceae.